AUGGAAGAAGAAAAUUAUGAGCAAAAUAAUCAGUAUGUAUGGGUAAUAAAUUGCAAUUGAAUCUCGAGUACUAACUCAAAAUUUGUCAGAGUUGCUUUAAAAAUUGGACUAAUUGGAGACUCACAAAUUGGUAAAACAUCAUUAAUGGUUAAAUAUGUUGAAGGUUCAUUUGAUGAAGAUUAUAUACAAACAUUGGGAGUAAACUUUAUGGAUAAGAAAAUACAAAUUAGAAAUACAAUUAUAACUUUUUCAAUUUGGGAUUUAGGUGGUCAAAAAGAAUUUAUUAAUAUGCUACCCUUGGUUUCAAAUGAUGCAGUCGCAAUAUUAUUUAUGUUUGAUUUAACAAGAAAAUCUACAUUAAAUUCAAUAAAAGAAUGGUAUAGACAAGUUAGAGGUUUCAAUAAAACUGCUAUACCAUUUUUAGUUGGUACAAAAUAUGAUCAUUUUAUUGAUUUAUCAUUUCAAGAUCAAAUUGAAAUAACUCAACAAGCUAAAAAAUUUGGAAAUGCAAUGAAAGCUCCAAUAAUAUUUUGUUCAACAAGUCAUUCCAUAAAUGUUCAAAAAAUAUUUAAAAUAAUUUUAUCAAAAGCAUUUGAUUUGAAAUUAAAUUUAGAUGAAAUUAUAAAUGUCGGAGAACCUAUACUAAUAUUUAAAUGA
Insectozyma verbasci is the source of this 657-nucleotide messenger RNA. The record is from the annotation of a GenBank genome assembly. Lineage: Eukaryota; Fungi; Ascomycota; Pichiomycetes; Serinales; Debaryomycetaceae.